Messenger RNA from Microthlaspi erraticum, 2622 nucleotides. The record is from the annotation of a GenBank genome assembly. NCBI's taxonomy places the organism in Eukaryota, Viridiplantae, Streptophyta, Magnoliopsida, Brassicales, Brassicaceae.
AUGGAAGUGGAAACCCUCAGUGGAAUGAUAACUGAGUUGUCGAAAAGGGUGUCGAAAGAAAAGGAAAGAGGUCUACAAACGCUGCCUGAAGUCGAAAAAUGGAUUUCAAUGGCGGAAGAUCUUGAAAUGGAAGCCAGUGGUCUCCUUAGUGAAAGUAUCUCAGAAUGUUACAAUUUAUCUACGUAUGAUGAUUGUUCCCAGAUCUCUGAAAAGAACCAUCAGUACAACGAGAUGGUAUGUCUUACUCUGAAAGAAGUUGAAGCUCAGAGUCUGAGAUCUAAGGGGGUUUUUGAACUAUUGGUUGCGAGAGCUCCAUUGUCUAAUGUCCAAAAGAUGCUCCCGCUUCGACCAAUAGUUUCUCGGGAGAUGUUGCUAGAAAAGGCAUGGAAACGCCUUUCGGAAAAUGAAUGUGGGACUUUGGGUCUUUAUGGUGUGGCUGGAGUCGGAAAAACCUUCCUUCUUACUCAGAUUAAAAAUAAGAUCACAGAAGAUAGGGAGGUAUAUGGUCUUCACAUCUUUGUUGAUGUAAAGUCUGACGGGGUCGAGGGUAUACAAAACAAAAUCAGGGAAAAAUUAGGCAUAGACAGAAGUAAAUAUAAGGACUUGAGUGAAAAUAUGCAAAAAGCAGAUACGUAUGAGUCGUUAAGUAAAACGAGAUUUGUGUUGUUAUUGGAUGGCGUACAGAGGGAAGGAAUGGAUUUUGAAAAGAUUGGAAUUCCACGGCCGAGCAGAGAGAAUGGAUGCAAAAUUGUAUUCACCACUCGUUCUCCAGAAGAAGCAUGUAGAAGCAAGUGGGUUGAUGCUGAAGUCGAAGUUAAAUGUUUGAGACCAGAAGAAGCAUGGGAGGUUUUUCAAGAGAUAGUUGGAGAAAGUACUUUAAAAGGUCAUCCAGACAUACCCAACCUCGCAAGAAUUGUUGCUAGAAGAUGUGGUGGUUUACCAAUUUCUUUGAGUCUCAUCGGCAAGACCAUGUCACGCAAAAGGACUCUACGGGAGUGGUAUCACGCGAUUCAUGUUUUGUCAUCUAGUAGCCGAGUUCCCAAUCCCAUGUUGAAGUUCGCCUACGAUAAUCUUCCUGGUGAGAAUAUCAAGUCGUGCUUCUUGUAUUGUGCUCUUUUUCCAAAAAAUUAUGAUAUAAGUAAACAAGAUCUGGUAGACUAUUGGAUAGCAGAGGGAAUGAUUAUAGAUGAAGAUAGAGAGAUAGCUGAGCUCAAGGGUUAUGAGAUGAUUGGUGAUUUGGUUAAAGUGGGUUUGUUGAUGGAGAAUGAAUCUGGAGAUGGUGUAAAGAUGAUGAUGCAUGACAUGGUUCUUGAUAUGGCCUUCGGAAUAGCAGCACGAGCAUCUUUUUCCGGGAGGCACGCAGAAAACAUUGUCGUGAAAUGCGGUGCAAAAAUUCUCCGGAUGCCAUGGGCCAGUGGUCGGACAAGGAUGUCAGUGACAUCUACUCAGAUUGCAACUAUUUCAGCGGGUUAUGGUUGUUCCCAGCUUACCACCCUAUUCCUCCAAGGGAACGACAAAUUAGGACGGAUCUCGGAUGGUUUCUUUCGGCGGAUGACAAGUCUUGCAGUAUUGGAUCUGUCGCGUAACGUAAAUCUUUAUGCGUUGCCAAAUACGGUUUCAAGACUGGUAUCGCUGCAGCUUCUCAACCUAUCAGGUACAUCGAUAAAACGGUUGCCAAGUGGUCUGAAAAAACUUAGAAAACUGAUACACUUGGAUUUGGAGCACACACAUAAGCUUGGAGGAAUCGAGGUGCUAGCAAGUUUAUUAAAUUUGCAAGUACUGAAAUUAUUCGGGUCUAAUGUACCUGUGGAUCUCGGUUUAAUGGAGGAUAUAUAUCUUUUGAAGAGUCUUGAAGAGCUGAGUCUUACCGUGAAUGAUUAUACUGUUUUGCAGCGGUUACAAAGUUUCCACCGGUUGGCAAUCCGUCGUUUAUAUCUCAAAAACAUUACAACAACCGAGGGAGAAUUAUUACUGAUGAAGUCUAGUCUUCGCCAUCUUAAUAUUUAUCGAUGUACUAUAUUCUCGGAGAUAACCAUUGAUUGGAGAAGCUGGGAGACGGUACAUUCUGGCAACAUUCAGAAACUCCCACAAUUCCGGAACAUACGGACAGUGUAUCUUUCUAAUUGCGAAGGUCUAGAGGACUUGACGUGGUUGCUACUAUCCCCGAGUCUUGGCGAACUACGUUUGACUGACUGUCCGCAAAUGAAAGAAGUAAUAAGCAAAGAGAAAGCCACGGCCCUACUGGGUCAGACGAGUCAGCAGCCCUUUCAAAAUCUAAAGGUGCUCUAUCUGUCUACUUUACCUGAACUGGAGAGCAUUUACUGGACUCCUCUACCCUUCCCAGCUCUGCAGCUUCUCCAUAUAUCAAACUGUCCAAAGUUGAGAAGACUUCCACUCAACUUCGAGAGCGCUAAAGGAAAUCGAGUAAAUGUAAAUUUCGACCAACAAUCUAUACAAGGGUUUGAAUGGGAGGAUGAAGCUACUAAACAACGUUUCUCUCAUCUGAAUGACACCAGGUUCAGGUCAGUCCCUUGUCCCCUCUCAUCCACCGUCCUCUUGUCCAUCUUAUUUUGUUUUGGCGAUUUUGCCAGAGAUGGUCCUGCCGUCCUGUUAACCAUUUGA